AUGCCACCAUCCCCAUUGGAAGAGCGCCUUUCCGCUCUCCUGGAAAAACGUCGAUCGCAGUCAAAGCUGCGGCACCUGAAAUCGAGUCUGCCUGGCUCGGUAGACUUCUCCUCCAACGACUUCUUGUCCCUGUCGACCAACAAGGGAUUUCAGGAUGAUUAUCUGGCGGUUCUAAAUCGCAGCCGCACGCCCAUUGGGUCAACAGGAUCAAGGCUUUUGGAUGGCAACUCUGAAAUUGCCGAAAGCCUCGAGCGUGACAUUGCUGCAUUCCAUGGCGCCGAGGCUGGUCUUCUGACGAACUCGGGCUUUGACGCCAACGUCAGCAUCUUUACAUUUCUUCCUCAACCGGGGGAUGUCAUCAUCUACGACGAACUCAUCCAUGCCAGCGUCCACGAUGGGAUGAGGCAAUGCAGGGCGAAACAACAGAUAUCCUUUAAACACAAUGAUGUUGAAGACCUGAAUCGAAUAUUGCAGCAAUUUUCUUCCUCAGGUCCGAGUCAGACCAUUUUUGUCGCCGUGGAGACAGUCUACAGCAUGGAAGGGGACCUUGCCCCUCUGACAGAGAUUGUCGACUUGAUGGAAGCCACAUUACCUCACAACAACGCCCACCUGGUGGUUGAUGAGGCCCACGCUACAGGAGUUUAUGGGCCAAAUGGCUCUGGGAGAGUCUGUGAACUUGGACUUGAAAAGCGCGUUUCAAUCCGCCUUCAUACGUUCGGCAAAGCUCUUGCUUGCAACGGCGCAAUCAUUUUGUGUUCUCCCAUGAUUCGACUUUUCCUUAUCAACUACGCCCGACCACUAAUCUACACAACAUUCAUGUCCUACCCUUCGCUUCUUGCAAUACAGACGGCAUAUGAAUGGCUCAAAAUGGGAAAAGUGAAUCUGCUUGCUGCAAACCUCUACCAUCUGAUCGAUCAUCUCUACACAAGAUUGCAGACCUUGGCAGGCGUCGCCGCAGAGAGCGGGCGAGUUUCUAAGCCUCUUGUCACGCUUCCAACAACAUGCCCAGAGUCGCCCAUUUUCGCCAUCCUCAGCCCGUAUCCUCGGUCAUUGGCCGCGUACUGUCAAUCGGCGGGGUUUAUCGUGCGUCCGGUCGUGGCACCUACGGUUCCCAAGGGUACAGAGCGUGUGAGGGUGUGCCUACAUGCGGGGAAUACCGUAGAGCAGAUCGACCGAUUUGUCGAAUGUGUCAGGCAAUGGAUUGUCAGUGAAAGCACGAGGGACUUGCACGCAAAGCGUCUAGUCACCCCACAGAGUCACGCCGUCAGCCAACCAGUGGGACUAAAAAUGGAGAGAAAUCUUGUCGCAAAAAUGUAA
This is a messenger RNA of Cladophialophora psammophila CBS 110553, 1317 nucleotides long. RefSeq lists its product as uncharacterized. The record is from RefSeq and is a predicted model, not a curated record. The transcript has 3 exons. Bases 1 to 1317 code for a protein of 438 amino acids. Gene Ontology annotation, molecular function: pyridoxal phosphate binding. Gene Ontology annotation, biological process: biosynthetic process. Lineage: Eukaryota; Fungi; Ascomycota; Eurotiomycetes; Chaetothyriales; Herpotrichiellaceae.